Messenger RNA from Orycteropus afer afer, 668 nucleotides. Lineage: Eukaryota; Metazoa; Chordata; Mammalia; Tubulidentata; Orycteropodidae. The record is from RefSeq and is a predicted model, not a curated record.
GCGCAGCGCACAACCCCGCAAGCAAGCGGAGCGGCGGCCCACAGCCAGGAGCCCGGGAGCGGGCGAUGCGGACGCCCGCGGCGGCACCUGCGGCUCCUCUUGGCGGCGACCGUCGCCUCGGCGGCAGCAGCGCGACCCCCAGCAGCCUCGGCAGCCACAGCCAUUGCUGCCGGAGCAGCCACUGCUGUGGUCGCCGUCUCUGAUGCGUCUUCCCUCUCCCGGCCCCGAGGCUCCGGGAGGAUGUGGGUCCUCUGCAUCGCGGCAACUUUUUGCGGAUUGUUUUUGCCUUCAGGCCUUGCGCUGCAAAUCCAGUGUUACCAGUGUGAAGAAUUCCAGCUUAAUAACGACUGCUCCUCCCCCGAGUUCAUUGUGAAUUGCACGGUGAACGUUCAAGACAUGUGUCAGAAAGAAGUGAUGGAGCAAAGUGCUGGAAUCAUGUACCGCAAGUCGUGUGCAUCAUCCGCAGCCUGCCUCAUUGCCUCUGCUGGGUACCAAUCCUUCUGUUCCCCAGGGAAACUGAACUCAGUAUGCAUCAGCUGCUGCAACACCCCACUCUGCAACGGACCCCGGCCCAAAAAAAGGGGCAGUUCUGCUGCAGCCCUGAGGCCAGAGCUCCCCACCACUGUCCUGCUCCUCAAACUAGCCCACUUCUUGGUAUACUGCUGAAG